CUUAAGAUGAGAGAGAAAAGAGGUUUUGGGGUGUUUAAAACAAGCAAAUUGACAGAAAUCACAGGCACAGUGGAGGCAAGGCAUGCCCGUCUUGUUCCCAUCUCUCUCUCUCUUCUGACACACCACAGCCUGCCCCUCUCACUCUCUCUCACCCUCUCCAUGGAGCAAGCUUUUUUACUGAAGCAAUGAAGUCAAGCAAUCAAGUGAUAAGCUUGCAUUCCUGAUAGUGCAAGCAAAGCAAAGCGCUUGAAGACAGCCUCCCUUGUCCUCCUUCCUCUAGCCUUGCCUUCUUCACUUCUCCACCCCCCUUCACAGGCGCCCACAUCUCCUUCCACCAUCUCCAUUCCCUCGUAUACUAUUUUCUUUCUGUUGGCACUUUGUGUGAUGUGCCCUAGGCCCUAUAGGCUAUAGCCCCCUAGUCACUUCACUACAAUGGUGGAAGCUGCAAACACUGGAGGCCUUGCCCCUUCUUUGUCCUCUUGAUUAGCCCUUGACAAACAAACACAAGAGAAGGCAAGCAGAAGCAAGGAUGGAUCUCUCCGGCACCACCCGCGGCGAGCUCCCGAUCCCCAUGAACGCCUCCUACGGUCCUGCCGCUGCCGCUGGCUCCGUCGUAGUCUCCGGCGCCGGCCACUCCCAUGCCGCCGCCGCCCACAACGGGCAGCAGCAGAUGACGGCUCCUCUGAUGCCUGCUGCUGAGGUGGCGAACAACAACGCUGCUGCCGCCAUUGGCAUUGGCGGCAAGAAGCGCUCUGCUGCUGCAAGCGCUGGAGCUGGAGCUGGGAUUCGGGCUGGCAAUGGCGCCGGGGGAGCGCCGCUGGCAAUGGUGAAGUACAGGGAAUGUCUGAAGAACCAUGCCGCGGCGAUUGGGGGAAAUGCUACUGAUGGCUGCGGCGAAUUCAUGCCGAGCGGCGAGGAAGGGUCGCUGGAGGCCUUCAAGUGCUCCGCCUGCGGCUGCCACAGAAACUUCCACCGCAAGGACUUCGACGACGACCUCGCUCUCCACCGCCGUCUGCUCCUCGGGCCCCACCACCUCAUCCCCAGGGGCCCCAUCGUCCCCAGCUCCGGCGCCGGAGACCACUACGGCGUUGGAGGCGGCGCCGCCUACGCCCGCGCCGCCCUGCCCCCGCCGCAGCACCCGCAUCAGAUCGUGAUGCCGCUCAACAUGAUCCACUCCUCGGAGUCGGACGAGAUCAUGGAGGGCGGCCAUGGCAUUGGGGGAGCGGUGCUCUCCCGCUCCCUUGGCCAUGGCGGCGGCGGGGCGUCUUCUUCGCAGCAGAAGCGGUUCCGCACCAAGUUCACCCCGGAGCAGAAGGCGCGGAUGCUGGCGUUCGCGGAGCGCGUGGGGUGGCGGCUGCAGCGGGCCGACGACACCGCCGUGCAGCGCUUCUGCCAGGAGGUCGGCGUCAAGCGCCGGGUGCUCAAGGUGUGGAUGCACAACAACAAACAUAACCUCGCCUCCAACAAGCUCCCCAUCCCCAGCACCCCAAACUCGCCCCAAGCUGAAGCUCAAGCUCAGGAUCAAGACCAGCCUCCAAUGGCGCCCGCGCCGGUGAAUUCCAUGCCGCCGCCGCCGGAGCAGGAGCCCGGGCAGGACGAUCAGCAGCUCGACCUCGAGUGAUCGAUCAGAUUGGCAGUGGUUCUUGGUGAUUCUGCUAGCUAGCCAUAGCAAAAAACCCAGCAUUUGCGUUUAUUUUUACUGUUCUAUCGGACCGAUCGGAUUUUAUUAAUUUGCGGGGAGGGAGGACGAAGAACCCAAAGAAACUAGGCCCGUGGUUAUUAUUAUUAUCGUCGUCGUCUUUUUUUUAAUCUUGGCAUAAGGUAGGGGAGGACAUAACUGAGCUGCUCUGCUCAACUUCCGGUUAUUAUUAAAAAAAAAUUCCUGGACUUGCAUUUUUUUUGCCCUGCCAUUUUUCCCUGACUUUUAAGUCUAGCUCUAGCAGCGGCUGAUGUGCCUGGCUGAGCAUUUGUCUUGUCAUGGAUCAGAGGGUUUUAUUGAAUUAAUUCUGACUUUUUUAAUAUUUCUCCCUUGGUAUUA
Brachypodium distachyon (stiff brome) is the source of this 2038-nucleotide messenger RNA. Its product is annotated as zinc-finger homeodomain protein 4. The coding region runs from base 530 to 1621 and encodes 363 amino acids. Gene Ontology annotation, cellular component: nucleus. The transcript is spliced from 2 exons. Lineage: Eukaryota; Viridiplantae; Streptophyta; Magnoliopsida; Poales; Poaceae. Gene Ontology annotation, molecular function: transcription cis-regulatory region binding; DNA-binding transcription factor activity. Gene Ontology annotation, biological process: regulation of DNA-templated transcription; regulation of developmental process. The record is from RefSeq and is a predicted model, not a curated record.